This is a messenger RNA of Chinchilla lanigera (long-tailed chinchilla), 589 nucleotides long. Its product is annotated as laminin subunit alpha-3-like. The record is from RefSeq and is a predicted model, not a curated record. Lineage: Eukaryota; Metazoa; Chordata; Mammalia; Rodentia; Chinchillidae.
GAGCGAGUGGCUGAACUCCAGGUGGACCAGAUCUUGACCGAGAGUGAGACACGAGAGGCAGUUAUGGACCAGUUUGCAAGGCAUAAUUACACCAAAGAAGCCACCACCACUGGACCAAAGCACCCCAGUUUCAUGACAUGGAUAGUGGAAGUAACAACACACUUCUUAAUAUGGACACUGAAAAUGUUGUGUUUUACGUUGGAGGUUACCCACCUGAUUUUCAACUUCCAAGUAGAGUAAGAUUCCCUCCAUACAAAGGUUGUGUUGAAUUAGAUGACCUUAAUGAAAAAUGUUGUGAGCUUGUACAACUUCAAAAAAACUUUCAAUCUCAACACAACUGAAGUAGAACCUUGCAGACAGUGAGUGAAACUGGGUGGCCAGCAUCUCUGUACCUGGGAUGGGAACUGACUAUACUUCCACAUGUGGGAAGGGAUGGCCAGUGGGAUGCCAUGGAUACUGCUUGUCAUUUUGGGCUUACAGUUCUUAAAUUAUCUUUGCAUGCAACAAUAGCAGUGCAUCCCUAAAUCUAACAAUGGUGGGUUUUUCCUAACUUGAAUAAAACUUUUGACUGAUAGGGUUCUCUAAUUAA